Funneliformis mosseae is the source of this 267-nucleotide messenger RNA. The record is from the annotation of a GenBank genome assembly. Lineage: Eukaryota; Fungi; Glomeromycota; Glomeromycetes; Glomerales; Glomeraceae.
AUGAAUCCUAUUAAUUCCAAUAAUACUAACCCCCCUGCAAAGAAGAAAAGUACUUCGUCGAUCUCUUCAGAUUUUGGAGAUAAGGUUUCUGCUAUUCCCUCGGGUAAUUUGAAUCAGGAGAAUUUCUUGAACUUCGAUGAUCAAGUGUUACCAAAAUCAUCGUCUUCUAACAAUUAUACGACAUCAUCAAGUACAAAAUUAUGUGAUCAUCCUGAAAAGGUGUUAUACGACACAAAGAAAAAUUCGAGUUCUAAAUCGUCGUCUUCA